GCUAGGUAUGAAUCAAGGGGAAGUCGAUUACCGUUCCAAAGAAACUUCAUGUCAGAAACCCAGAGGAACCAUUUGUUCAAUUUGUUAAAAUCUGGAAACAAUCCAAGACUCUAGUCAGUUUAAUAUUGGCAACUCAAGACUAUCUCUACAGUAAGGUUCGAAACAGAAGUAGGCCUUGUAGAUAUUCCAUAGUGUUUGUAUGUUCUGAAAGGUUUUUCCUUCAGGUACUUUCAUUUCCUCCCCAUUGUACAAAAACAAAGAUGCUGGAGAUUGAAAUGGCAUGCAGCGGUUUGACUGUGAAACUUUUAUCAUGGUUCUCUGGGGCUUAUCUAAGUGAAAACCUGAUGCAAAAAUUGAAAUAGCGGGACUUCCAGUACAUCAGAUGGUGACUGUCGAAACUGAGCACAUUCUUAGCUGAACGAGAACUCAGUUGUUUUCUCAUGUAAGAGACGCAGAUGUUUGAUCUACAAACAUCUAAAGGAGGAUACUGCAUCAUCAGAAUCAUUUGGACAAGAAUAAAGCAGUUUUGUUUCAUAUUGUAAUUUUUGAAGCAUAUAUGAAAUUGAAUAUAAAUUACCUUUAGGUUCUCCUAUACCUGACUUUGCCUGUUGACUAUUGGAGGUGGCACCAGGAGCGCCUGCAGACAGACGGAUAGGAUUUGCUUUUCUGUCUUUAUUAUUUAGUCUUAUUUGUAAAAUGGUAGGCUACACAGGCAGAUAAGUGUGUGUGUGGGUGUGUGUGUGUGUUACAUUGUGUGUAUCAGAUCUGCUGUUUUUGUGAGCCACGCACAAUGUGGCAUAUUCCCGUGUGCCGAGUCGGUCUGUCACGAUAAUAAAUUUUGCUGGGCGAUAAAUUGUUCCAAACGUUUUUGUGAUAAACGAUAAUAUUGUUGUUUUGAGACCAUUUUCAAGAAAUAUAACGGUAAUGGCAAAAUAAUAAUGCAGGAGCACAUUCUAAAAGAUCAAUAAACUUUAAAUCAUAACGAACAUUUAACACGGGAACUGGAAGACAUUUUAAAUGUCCAAAAUAAAUAAAACAAAUAAAAUUCAUUUUGAUGUCUUUGUAAACAAAACUGUGCUCCAAAAUAAGAGCUAGUUGAGACCAAAGCACCAAACUGAGGGCUUUUAUCAUCCAGUUUUUUUGGUGGAAACAGAGAAAAAAAGAAAUAAGUGAUAAAUCAUACCCAUGGAAAUUAUUGCAUUUGUUUUAGUUUAUUAUGCAAUUAAUUGAUUUAUUGAUUAUUGUGACAGGCCUAGUGCCAAGCGUGUCAUGCUCUUGCGACCUAUAUUUAUGUGGUCGCACUAUAUUUAUUGUGGGCCACACACAGGAUUGACAUUAGGGAUGUGGUUGUACUCAUGUUGGUCAGGUCAGAGUUUUGUGUGUACCCUCUAAGAAUAUCCUGCAUGGCUCUGGUAGGAUCUGACAAAAUAGUUCUGCAUUUUCAGAGUCCUCCAGUGAAAAUGGCUGGAAGUGCCUGCUGUACAUCAUAAACACUCAUUUAGAGGAACGAUAUGGGGUCAUUGUCUUUUUGAGGACUCAGAAGGAACCCCAGGAUGUCAUCCAAUGUGCUGCUGGUUCAGUUUUAUUGUUACCUAACUUCCUUCAAACUUUAAACCACAUUGGUCUUCGAAACCUUCAAAGCUGUUUUGCUCCAGAUCGCACAACAGAGACGCUUUGCUGUUUUGCAAAUGUACGUCAGAAAGAGGCAACAGAUGACUGGAGCGACUGAAGUGUACAAAUACACACAAACUCACACACACACACACACGUAUCUUUGCAGACUUUUAAGACGGAAGUUUAAAAGACUCAAAAUAAUUCUCUCUAGUGAAAGUAUCGAUGGCAACAGAUUUUUAUUGUUUAUCCCAUCAAACAAACUAGUCACAGAAUCCCAGAUAAAGAGAGAUUUAGUCAUUUUAUCUCUCACUAUCUCAGUGACACAAGCCACAAAGUGUGCCACCUUUCUCUGUGUUGCCUAAGAAGGAGUCUGACAUUUCCAUCUUCUAGUGCUGCUAUGUGCUCUACUAAAAGAAAGUAUAUUCUCUAAAAAGAUAAAAACAAAAGUGAAAACAAUUUUAACAAUGUAAAAAGCAUUGAAAAAAGGAACAAUAAGAUAAAGAUAAAUGUAAACAUUAAAAAUGAAAAAUGGAACAUACUCACUUACAAAAAUCUAACACUUCCAAUCCUUUGGGUUUGUUGUACACCCUGACAUUGCAGCAAUGAUAAAAAAUGCACUCCAUCGUGAAGCCCAAGAUACAAUAAUUCUGACAUUGUUAAGCUGGAGUUGAAUAAGUUUUAAACCAACUCUACCAUAGGUACGCCUGAAAACAAACAUGAUCUGUUUUCGUUUAUUUUGAAAUAUCUCACACAUCCAGUUGACUCAUGCCACGGCUGUCUGCUGCCUGCAUUUCACGCUGCUCCCACAGCCUGACGUUCAGAGAAACCUGUGAAGACAGUAGGCAUGUGUGAGUCAGUGAGACCCCCAUACGAUGACAACAGAAGGGAGGAUUUACUGGAAAGCCCUGCGCUUAAUAUAGCGAUGUGGUGGGGGAGCCGGGGUGAUUUUGUGAUUUGGCUGGCCGCACUAAGAGGAUCGCUGUCCUGGCGCGUUGAUGCGUGAAAGAGAGCAAGCGAAGCAUUUCAAGAUAAGUGUGCAUGCCAGACUUGAAACUGUGAAGUUGUGCUUCAGGAGCGCUGCGCCGAUAUUCUAGUUUCACAUUUGCACGUUUUGCUCUGGUGUCACUUGUUCUCACAGGCAGAAGCUGGGAAGUGAAAGAGAAGGGGAAGUUUUUGCAGUGAAUAAAUGCCUUGUGAAGGAGGCAGAUGUGCGAGAUCUGCGGUUGGAAUUACUCAAACCUGCAGCUGUUUGUGGAGUUCAGGCUAGCUUGUUCACCGACACCUUGGCGAAGAGCGUCUAACGCGUCACACUCGGAAGUUAGUCUGCUGACAGCCAUGAAGACCCAAAUGGCGGAUCAUCUAACGACUGUGUUUUUCAUCAUCAGCCUCCUGUCAGCUGGUUCAAGUGAACAUGACCCUUUUCUGGAGUUUUGUGGCAAAUGGCGCCAUGGCAACAAUCCCCUGAGCCUGAACAUUGACAUCUCUCCAGGUCAUGGUUUGCUCAGUGUUUCAGCCAAUGAGAGUUUUCUGUCUGUCAGAGGAAGACUCACUGCAGAGUGUGAAAAGACUCAGGUGAUUCCUCUCGACAAAUAUGUAAUUCAUCCAGAUACGGACUUCUGUCUGCACUGGGAGCCUCUGCUGGACCAGAUGAUGCUUAAGGUUGGAGAAAGAAAUCUUAUUCUUUGCCCUCCUUCAAGUCCUGCACAAAAUUGUUGCACAGAUUUAAGUAAUGGGCCCAAUAUGCCUGAAGCGAAAUAUGGUAUCGCUAAAGGAAGAGUCCGAAAUGAUGACAUCACAGAUAAAACAUUGGAAGGCUACAACUUCAAGGGACUGUUCACUGACUGCAAGAAGUUGUGUGACCUCGCUAACCAGACCUCUGUCAAAGGGUCUCAUGACACCGAACAUCCGUGCUCUCAGAGAUACAAGAACGAGAUGAAGAAAGAUUUCAAAGGGAAAAAAGUCUCAACAAGUGGACCAAAGCAAAAGACCUCUGUCACCGUCGACCUCCCUCCUGCCCUGAAACCAGCCACGACAACAAUGAGCAAAGUGUCCGUGACAUUCUAUAAGAACAUCUCCAUAUUCCCGGCUUUCUCUCUGGCACCACAUAAAACUGUAAGCGCCGAGGAUGCCAGACCUCUCCUGGAUGUGGUGGAAAUCUCAGUGGAGAAUGAGAACAUCACUGAUUUGCCUGAGCCGAUCAAGAUUUUCUUUGACCAUGAUUACAUACCUUGGAACCUCAGAAGAAAAUGUGUUUCCUGGGACACUAACAGAGAUCCUUUGGAGGUGAACUGGUCGGGGUUUGGAUGCAAGACAAAGAGGAAAGGAUCAAGGCACACUGAGUGCCAGUGUGACCAUCUGACUUACUUCACAGUGCUGGUGCAAUUGGAGCCUAAACCGGUGCGCCACCUACUGGCACUUACUGCUAUUACCUACGUAGGCUGUGCAGCAUCCUUCAUCAGCUGCAUCGGGGUCAUGGUGUUUUUCUGCAGGAACAGGAGGCGGACCAAGGAGCAGUCUGUAGCCAUCCACCUGGGCUUAGCUUUGGCCCUGGCCCUCCUCAGCCUGCUCUUCUUCUUUACUGGGGUUCUGGCCAACGUGGGAGGUGACGAUGUGUGCAGCUGGGUGGGGGCCCUGCUCCACUACGCCCUGCUCAGCUCCCUCACCUGGAUGGGGAUAGAAGUGCUUAACACCUUCUGGUUGAUCUACAUGGUGUUCAGACCCUCCCCGCCGCCCUACGUGUGGUACCUGAUCGGUUUUGUCCUCCCAGUUGUUCCUGUUGGUAUCCUGGCUGGUGUGGGGGAUAUUUAUGGAAUGGCAGAAAUUGAACCGGCUGACAAUGAAGAUGAUCCUUAUCGGAUGUGCUGGAUGAAACUGAAUGAACAAACUGCUUUACUAGCUCACUACUUCACCACCAUGGCCCUGCUGGCCAUCCUGGUGUCUUCUGGGGUCGUGAUGCUCUUCCUGGUGUUCCGGGAGAUCCGCACCAGGGACGAGUGGAAGCAGAACCGGGUGGCUUUCCUCAGCAUCUGGGGACUCAGCUGCCUCUUUGGAGUAACCUGGGGUCUGACCUUCCUGAAUGUGGAGCCACUGUCAGACUUGAUCCUCUUCCUCUCCUGCUUCCUGAACUCCUUUCAAGGUUUCUUCCUGAUGCUGAGGUUCUGCAUGAUGAACUGGGUCCGGAAACAGGCCAGGAGGUCGGUUCUGGGCAGCACCAGCUCCGGGUCCGUCAAGCAGCACAUGCUUCAGUCGACCGAGAAGAGCUAGCCACUCCGAGUUCAAGGUGUGAGGUCGACUGUGAGACACAGAUCAUUGUACAUAACAAGAAUCAGUCCAGAGGCAGAGUUCUGAGCUCAGGUUUCCUGUGAGUUUGUUACGUUGUGAUGUUCUAACAGAAAACACUGACAGAACGAGCACUGGCUGAACCAAUAAGAUCGAUACAAUCACUUUGAGGCAGAGUUUAGUGGUAGAACCACUGACUUCGAGUCAAGGUUGUGAUGAUGAAAUGGUAUGAUAAUCCUAACAUGCUACUGAUAUCUUGUUCCAUUUGAAGGGCUUCUCAGAGACCAAAAUCCAUUAUUUAAGCUUUUCUGUAUCAGCUUUUCUUCAACAUAUUUUUAUUUAAUGGACCUUAUAAUAAUCUAUCAGUUAUAUCACUUUUUUGCAGCAAAGAACAAGUGAUUGUGUCCCGUGUGGAUUCGGUUCUGACAGCAGAUUGUUUUCUAAUGGACCUUCUCCCUGCAUUACAUUCAGGUCCUGGAGCUUUUCACAACACAUCAACAUAAUUAGCAGCUUCGCAUGCUGACACCAAUCAGGUGGAAGUGACAU
This is a messenger RNA of Gambusia affinis (western mosquitofish), 5439 nucleotides long. It is a transcript of the gene adgrg1, whose product is annotated as adhesion G protein-coupled receptor G1. Gene Ontology annotation, molecular function: G protein-coupled receptor activity. The transcript has 16 exons. Lineage: Eukaryota; Metazoa; Chordata; Actinopteri; Cyprinodontiformes; Poeciliidae. Gene Ontology annotation, biological process: cell surface receptor signaling pathway; adenylate cyclase-activating G protein-coupled receptor signaling pathway. Gene Ontology annotation, cellular component: membrane. The record is from RefSeq and is a predicted model, not a curated record. The coding region runs from base 2821 to 4878 and encodes 685 amino acids.